Messenger RNA from Westerdykella ornata, 1662 nucleotides. RefSeq names its product DnaJ-domain-containing protein. Gene Ontology annotation, cellular component: nucleus; cytoplasm. Gene Ontology annotation, molecular function: heat shock protein binding. The transcript has 2 exons. Bases 190 to 1329 code for a protein of 379 amino acids. Lineage: Eukaryota; Fungi; Ascomycota; Dothideomycetes; Pleosporales; Sporormiaceae. The record is from RefSeq and is a predicted model, not a curated record.
UCAACGCGUGCGCCACCAGCGGAAACGCGUCUUCAGUUCCAAGGUUCACUCACCUUUGAUCUUCGCAAUCUACUCUUACCUUUCGAUCGUCUCUUCUCUUAGUUCUCGACUUCCCUCCUCUUACUUUACGAUCUUCUCUCUUCUCGAUCUUCUGCCCACUUACCUCGUCUCUCCCCUCACAUCAAUACAAUGCCGCGCCGACAAAAGAAGCAGCCCGUAGAGAGCGAAGAGGAGGCCUUUAAUCACGACUUCGACGAGGAAAUGGACGACGCACCGCCCAGCAUCGACCCGUACGCGGUGCUCGGCCUCGAAACGACCGCCACAGAAGACGACGUCAAGAAGGCCUAUCGCAAGCUAGCACUGAAACAUCAUCCCGACAAGGUCCCCGAAUCCGAAAAAGCCGCCGCCAACAAAACCUUCCAAGAGAUUGCCUUCGCCUACGUCGUCCUCUCCGACUCCGCACGGCGCGAGCGCUACGACCGCACGGGGAGUACCUCCGAAUCCGUAUCCGACGAUCCGGACUUCGACUGGCUGAGCUUCUACCGCGAGCAGUUCGAGAAUGUGGUCACGGAGGAGAGCAUCCAGAAUGUUGCGAACGAGUACAAGGGCAGUGCGCGGGAGAGGCGGGAUCUCUUGGAUGCGUACACGCAGUUUGAAGGCAACCUGGACAGGGUGUAUAGCACGGUGAUGCUGAGUGAUAUUCUCGAGGACGAUGAUCGGUUCCGCAGGAUCAUUGAUGAGGAGAUUGAGAAGGGCUCGGUGGAGAGGUUUGAGGCGUAUGAGCGGAUUAACAAUGAUGCUGCGCGGGAGAGGGCAAAAGAGCGGGAGCGCAAGAGGCGCGAGGAGUUUGACAAGCGACAUGGCAGUACGAAGGAGGCGGCCGAGAAGGCGAGGGCGAAGCAGAAAGCGAAGGGGAAGCAAGGUGCUGAUGGCGGUAUGGCGGGUCUCGCGGCGCUCAUACAGCAGAGGCAGAAGGCGCGCAUGGGGAAUAUUGGGAACUUGAUCGAUAAUUUGGAGGCAAAGUAUGGAGGAAAGUCCCGGGGAAAGAAGAGGGGCGCUCGCGUGGACGAACCUAGCGAGGAGGCAUUCCAGGCUACGAGGGCGAAACUCGAUGCAAAAAAGAGCAAAGCGAGUGCGACCCGUGCUCCUCGCGGCAAGAUGAAGGUGGUGCAAGAAGACGAUCAGGAUGACGACAGCGAAAGUAUCAACCUGGAGAGCAAGGAGGAGGAGGAGGAGGAGGAGGAGGAAGAGGAGGAAGCUUCGCCUCCGCCAAAGUCCAAGAAGCAGAAGACGGUGAAUGGUCGUGGUCGCGCUAAGGUUAAGGCUUAGGUUUCGUGUACAGGUGAUGGCUGGCGCCAGGGUUUAGUUUCAUAGGUGGUUCAUGGCGAAGGAGUUGGGGUGCAUCUGGGCUUUGCAUUCUGUCUCGCGGAGUUGGCAGUUCGGCGUUGGCUGACCACAAUGGGCCACAUGAUGCCUGGGUACCGAAUUUACAUUUUCCGAAUGGCUCGAGACAUUGCACUGUCACUUGCUCUAUCAUACGCAUUAUGGAAGGGACGCAAACUCCCUCAUCCUACGAACAUUUCACUGCCGUGCAUCACAAUCCGUACUUUUACGAAACCCGAUUUCGAACGGAAGACUGAAGCUGAAGCAACCCAACAGCCG